This is a messenger RNA of Penicillium diatomitis, 2970 nucleotides long. RefSeq lists its product as uncharacterized. The transcript is spliced from 3 exons. Gene Ontology annotation, cellular component: RNA polymerase I core factor complex. Gene Ontology annotation, molecular function: RNA polymerase I general transcription initiation factor binding; RNA polymerase I transcription regulatory region sequence-specific DNA binding. Lineage: Eukaryota; Fungi; Ascomycota; Eurotiomycetes; Eurotiales; Aspergillaceae. Gene Ontology annotation, biological process: nucleolar large rRNA transcription by RNA polymerase I. The coding region runs from base 1 to 2970 and encodes 989 amino acids. The record is from RefSeq and is a predicted model, not a curated record.
AUGGAUGAAUAUUCGGAGAGUGCUCUUCUAUAUGGGCACGUAGGAAGAGCAACAUACCUCACCGAGACUCAAUCGUGGGUUUUUUCACGCUCAUUUGAUCAGAGAAUCCCAAUAUCUUAUACGGGAGUUACCAAAACGACAAUUGUUCCACCGAAGCGUGACUCGCAACCUUUGAAUCGAUCGAAACCUAUUCGAACAGCUGGUCCGCAGCUCCUUCCACACGUUCUUCCCGAGCUUGCGCCUCAAUGGUCCUGCUACAGAGAUGACACCUUUUCUAGGAUAGUGCAGGACGUAAGCAGUAUCUGUGACCCCCAGAUAGGCACCCUGCUGGAUCUUGGAUACGCAUCAUAUCACGGCGUGGACGACACCAGGGGCCGUUAUCCUGUCGCCAUCGCCGCCGCCGUGACCGGUGAAUGCGGGAAUACAAUUUCAUUCCACGUCGUGACGGACGAGGUGAGCGAGCUCCCAAUUGAAGAUGCAGCCCACCGCGUGCCGAGUAUAGGGCAGGCUGAAAUCACGGAAUGGUCAAAACGAGGAGCGCCUAUCCAGCACAUUGGCUUUGCGAAGCCGCUAGAAGAAAAGAGUACGUGGAUGGCUGCACGGCUUCAACAGGGGACAACCAUUUUCAGACCAUUAUAUCGCCGCGUGCCAGUACCGAUGUACGUGCCAGAUGAUGACACUGCAUUUUCUGCGCCGCUUCGCAACUCCCGGCUCGAUGCGAAUCCAAUCAUCGAGAUUGAUCAAUCACAAACGGGCGGGUUCCCGCAUGCAGACGUGACUUUCAAUCCUUGGUAUCCAAGGCAGUUUGCCAUUGUGGACACCCGAGGCAAUUGGAGCAUAUGGGAGAUAUCCGGCCGGCAGCGGCGACGAAGAGCCACUUGGGCGGUCGCUUGUACGAAACACGGUGCGUUACCGCAAAUGGACGAUAAGCCUGAUUCUACAAAGUCUCGACAUGACGGCUGGGCCUCCAUCGAAUGGGUGGCUGAUUUCUCCACAAUAUUGGUGUCGGAUCGAAGAUGUCUGAUGCUUUAUCGACUUGUCGAUGGGCAAGUGGAAAGUGAUCUUGUUGAACUUGGAAUGACGAGGCAAUCUGAAUGGAUAUUGGAUGUUCAGAGGAGCACUCAAGUUGUCUCCCACUUCUUUGUUUUGACUACCUCACGGCUGCUGUGGUACGAUAUAGCCAGCUUCUCUUCGUCCGCAUAUGGAACGCGUGUGCCGCUACGUCCGCGUGUUACUUGGCUCCAUUAUCGUGAUCCAGAAGACACGACUUUGCAUCUGGGCGAUCUAAUGAUAGGGACCGUAGAUUUACAUUUGAUCCUCUAUUCCAGGCUUACUGAACUCGUUCAAACUUUUCCGUGCCCCUUUACUGCGGACGGCCUUACAGAAAUGAUCCCAUUGCCCGAUCCUUUCAUAUUGGAUGUACCGACAACAAUUCAGCCCUCAGUCACCGAAGAAGACAUUCCUGUUCACUACUCAACUUUGACUUUCCGUGAGAUUGAACACUCUUCCAUAAUUUAUGGCAAGCCAGAGAACGGUCCCACCAUCAAACUUGCGAAGCUCUUCUGGAUGGAUUCUGCACGUGCUGUACAUGAGAGCGUAUUCAAGCUUCCAGAUGGGCACGCCGAAGUGGAGGAGGAAAUGUUCCUUGAGACGAGCAAAGUCCUUCGCUUGAAGAAGCGUCAUCACAUUACCAGGAAGAAGUAUAAUGAUGUCGAUGAAGAUUUUAUCGUCGAUGAUUGGGAUGAAACAGUUGCGCCCCCGCUGGCUGCUGUUCAUCAAAAGCUCGCUAAGGACUCGGAGCCUGAUCUCCAAUGGACAUUGGACUUCACGUCAAUCUACGACUCCGCUGUAGCCAGAAUCACGGUCGGCAGAAGUCCAGAAAACGUCCAUUCUGUGGGGUCAACCUUUGAUCAUCUGAUCGAAAGGUUGAGUGAUCCAGUCAGUCAGUUGGAAUGGAAAGGUUCCGAGACAAUGCUCGAGCUAAAUCAAGGGCGUCCCGUUCUCGAAGACAUCGAUGAUACUGCGCACCGGCUCUCCGAGUUUGUUUCUGCCCUUUUUGCAGACCAUAGCAAGGCCCAGUCUCGCUAUCGGUACAUGGUUCUGCCCGGCAUAUUUUCAUCUGCCCUGCACGGCAUGCCGGUUCCCCAGCCGGAGGCGGACAUUUUGUCCUCGAUUGACUUUCUCAGCACAUAUGAUCGUCUUGUGGAGGAAUGGUUGAGCAGUAUUCCCCACGAAGUUCCUCAUUACACACGUGUGAUGAAAGAGCGCAUCGUCCGCGGACUUGCUCUUGAAGUUCUUCUGUCCCGUAUCAUUCGCGUCUCUAAUACGGCAGUGACGGCAGUGACCAAAGGGUUUGACGAGAUUGUGGAACCUUCAGCAAACGACCAACUGGAUGUCAAGGGUCUCACUUCAUCACAAAUAUUCACACCGACGUUACCUUCAUCUCAACUGCCUAGCAGUCAAAUCACCGCCUCGGCAGUGGCAAGCUCUCAGGUCUCAUCGGAUCAUAUCUCCAAACAAGCUCAGUCUCAUCAGUACACUGCAUUGUCGGCCUUUACCACAUUCAAAAAUCCACGUCCAAUGGCUCGCAAUGUCGCGAACUUGCUUUCUCAUUGGGAACCUGGCGCCGACCCCAACAAUUACGAUUGGCUAAGGAUCUCGGGCAGAAUUGACGCAGAAGAAGCACAUCGUCAAGGUGGACCAAUUCUACCUCGGCGAAGCCGGUCGCGCCGGAAAUCGCAGCAACCGGCCAUGUCCCAGGGCAUGAGUUUGCCCGAUACCCCUGUCGCGCCGUUCAUUCGAACUUGGGGCAGCCAACCUGCCGACCCUCUUUCAACAGCACCCGUUGCUAGCAGCCAACCGACUCUUGACGAGUUGCCGAUGACGCAAAUGGAGCGUGGGCAAUUUGGCGCGCGAGAAGUCAGGAAAACUCCCAAGCCAAAGAAAAAGCGACGGGCCGCAGGUUUUUAG